AUGCAGGAGGUGGUGAAGAAACGGCCGAUAAUAUCUGCAAGAGAAAGAGGCCCGGGCCCCGGACGCUACGCUCUGCCCCCUACAGUCGGAUACAUCAACCAUGACUUCACCAAGCCCAGCAGCCCAGCUUACUCCUUUCACAGUCGACUGAGCAGCGCCAUGGUCUCAGUGGACUCCAGCCCAGGACCUAGGUACCACAUUGAUGCCAAGGUUACCCGUUUUGGGAAGAUGGAAACACCUUCAUACUCCAUUCUGGGCAGAGGAAGGAGCACCAGAACAAAAGGUGAGGUGUUCCAGACUCCUGGGCCGGGGGCCUACAGCCCAGAGAAAGCUCCCCCCGUCAAUGCUCACCACAGACCACCAUCCUACACCAUCGGCAGCCGCACCAGAUAUCGCUCUGUGGACGCUGUGCCAGCACCAAACAGAUACAGCCUUCCUAACCUGCUGGGCUGUCAGGUUCCCCAUAAACCAUCCAGCGCCAGCUUUAGCUUCUCAGGCCGCAGGAAGAUCGGAGCUCCAUCAGAGGACCUCUCUAUGAGCCCUGGCCCAGCGAAAUACAACAGCAUUCAUCCAGAUGUCUACCGCCAGCGUCAGCCCUCCUUCUCCAUGCAGAGCCGCACAAAAAGGCCUAAUAAUGCGUCUGAUAUCCCCGGGCCCGGCACCUACAGCCCAGAAAAAUCUUAUGUGCACCUCCCCAAACCUCCAUCCUGCACUAUGGGCAUCAGACACUCUGAGUUUGUCACACCACUCGUGGUGCAUGUAGUGGACUGAAAGGACAAACUAGUUCGAUACUCAUGCUUUAUU
Messenger RNA from Labrus bergylta (ballan wrasse), 804 nucleotides. NCBI's taxonomy places the organism in Eukaryota, Metazoa, Chordata, Actinopteri, Labriformes, Labridae. The record is from RefSeq and is a predicted model, not a curated record.